Messenger RNA from Bombina bombina (fire-bellied toad), 1206 nucleotides. RefSeq names its product keratin-associated protein 16-1-like. The record is from RefSeq and is a predicted model, not a curated record. Lineage: Eukaryota; Metazoa; Chordata; Amphibia; Anura; Bombinatoridae. The transcript has a single exon. Bases 1 to 1206 code for a protein of 401 amino acids.
AUGUGUGUGCGUGCCAUAUGUGAGCAUGCAAUAAGUGAUUGUGCCAUGUGUGAGCGUGACAUAUGUGAGCAUGCCAUGUGUGAGCGUGCCAUAUGUGAGCGUGCAAUAAGUGAGCAUGCCAUGUGUGAGCGUGCCAUGUGUGAGCGUGCAAUAAGUGAGCAUGCCAUGUGUGUGCGUGCCAUAUGUGAGCGUGCAAUAAGUGAGAGUGCUAUGUGUGAGCGUGACAUAUGUGAGCGUGCAAUAAGUGAGCAUGCCAUGUGUGAGCGUGCCAUGUGUGUGCGUGCCAUAUGUGAGUGUGCAAUAAGUGAGCAUGCCAUGUGUGAGCGUGACAUAUGUGAGCAUGCAAUCAGUGAGCGUGCCAUGUGUGAGUGUGACAUAUGUGAGCGUGCAAUAAGUGAGCAUGACAUGUGUGAGCGUGCCAUGUGUGUGCGUGCCAUAUGUGAGCGUGUAAUAAGUGAGCGUGCCAUGUGUGAGCGUGCCAUGUGUGUGCGUACCAUAUGUGAGCGUGCAAUAAGUGAGCAUGCCAUGUGUGAGCGUGACAUAUGUGAGCAUGCAAUAAGUGAGCGUGCCAUGUGUGAGCGUGCCAUGUGUGUGUGUGCCAUAUGUGAGCAUGCCAUGUGUGAGCGUGCCAUGUGUGAGCGUGCCAUAUGUGAGUGUGCAAUAAGUGAGCGUGCCAUGUGUGAGCAUGACAUAUGUGAGCAUGCCAUGUGUGUGCGUGCCAUAUGUGAGCGUGCAAUAAGUGAGCGUGCCAUGUGUGUGCAUACCAUAUGUGAGUGUGCAAUAAGUGAGCAUGCCAUGUGUGAGCGUGCCAUGUGUGUGCGUGCCAUGUGUGAGUGUGCAAUAUGUGAGCGUGCCAUGUGUGUGCGUGCCAUAUGUGAGUGUGCAAUAAGUGAACGUGCCAUAUGUGAGCGUGACAUAUGUGAGCGUGCAAUAAGUGAGCGUGCCAUGUGUGAGCGUGACAUAUGUGAGCGUUCAAUAAGUGAGCGUGCCAUGUAUGAGCGUGACAUAUGUGAGCAUGCAAUAAGUGAGCAUGCCAUGUGUGAGCGUGCCAUGUGUGUGAGUGCCAUAUGUGAGCGUGCAAUAAGUGAGCAUGGCAUGUGUGUGUGUGCCAUGUGUGUGCAUGCCAUAUGUGAGCGUGCAAUAAGUGAGCAUGCCAUGUGUGUGUGUGCCAUGUGUGUGUGCGUGCCAUAUGUGAGCGUGCAAUAA